Messenger RNA from Lolium rigidum, 3066 nucleotides. Its product is annotated as myosin-1-like. The transcript has 4 exons. The coding region runs from base 1 to 2787 and encodes 928 amino acids. NCBI's taxonomy places the organism in Eukaryota, Viridiplantae, Streptophyta, Magnoliopsida, Poales, Poaceae. The record is from RefSeq and is a predicted model, not a curated record.
AUGCGGCGAUUCUUUUUCUUCGGAUCCUCCGCAGCAAACGAGGGGAACGGCAGCGGGACGCCAGGCGAGGAUGGCAAGAGCAAGCACAAGAGUAAGAAGACAGUAGAGGAAGGCGAGGGCAAUGCCAACUCUAGUUCCAGAUCCGAUGACCGUGGCGCAAGGAUAUCCAGAUCGCGAAGCCGCCGUGGGAAGCUAAGCAACGAGGAGCCAUCCAACCCGAGGCAGCUCAGGAGGUGCAUGUCGUUCUCGUCUGCGGCCACCAACAGUUGCUUGAAGGAACGGAGCUUUAGCUUCUCGGGCGAUGUUCCUGGUUCUUUCUACAAUGAGUCUGAUGCGCCUCGCCACGCCGAAGAUGUCAAUCACUACGCAUGGUCUCCAGAAAGGCAUCCAGUCUCAAGAGAACACUCUAUAAAGGUUCCAAAAGCACAUUCAGUUCUGGAAACUGAUUCUCCUCGUUCAAGAUGUCAUUCAUGCUCAACAGGGCACUCUCCUCCUACCUCCCCUGUUGCCCUAAGAUGCAGAUCUUCAAGGCUAGGCAAUUUACUGAACAAGAAUGAAGUUCUGGAUAGGUACAUUGAGGGAGAGCAGGAAGCUGCCAUUCAAAGUGAGAAACGAAGGCAGAGCUCUCCCACCAGAUCUGUGGGUUCGAGUUCAAGAAGGCCACCUCGACCCCAUUAUGCAGUGCCAUCUUUUCAAAAGUCGGUGAAAGAAAGCCUUGAGACCUACCCAAAUGUGAAUGGAAAUGAUGCCUAUCUCCAUCAACUCGCUCAAGAACGUGCAAAUGACUCCUACAAGAAUACAACUCUUAGCAAUGCAAGUAAAAAUCAUGCAAGUGUUUUGGAUGAUUUUGUCAGAUUUCCACAUGCAGAAGAUUACAAAUCAGAAAGUUUUCCAUCUGUUGAAGAUAUCUACGAGGACUUUCAAGAUGUGCAACUUUCAAAUGUAAUUCAGGAUGCCCCCCAGAAUUAUCAUGAUAAUGACAUGGACUUUGCCCUAGAAGAGCAAGAAACUGAUGACAAGUUGCUUCACAGGGCAAAAGAAGUUGAAGAGAGGUUUAUAGCUCUCUCUGGAGACAGUUAUGAGCUUAACAUGUCUAGGUAUAAGCGAUUAAGUUCAAAUGAAAUGUUCCAGUUGCUUCAGUGUUUGACUGAAGAUAGGAGGCAACUAGCAGAUGAACUGUCUUCACAGAUUAAGGCACGCCUUACUGAAAGGUUUAAUGCCAAAGAGCAGUACAAACGAUCAAUGAAGGAAUCGGACAUCAGAGCAAGAAAGUUGGAGAAGGAGAAGACUGAAAUACAAAGUGCUUUGGAGAGAGAGAUUGACAGGAGGUCAAAUGACUGGUCAGCCAGGCUAUCGAGGUUUCAAUCUGAAGAAGAGAGACUACGUGAACGAGUGAGAGAACUUGCAGAGAAAAAUGUCUCCUUUCAGAGAGAACUCACUUCUAUUGAGGCAAACAGAGUUGAUGCAUCUGAAAAGGUUGCAAGUUUGGAGAUGCAAAAUAUAAAACUAACCGAUGAGCUAGAGAAAGUCAGAAAAGAGCACGACAAUCUCCAAAAAUCUUCAGUAGAGUUGCAUGCUCAGUUUACCAAGGCUGCAGAGGAAAAGAGUCAUAUCAGAGGAUUCUUGAAAGAUAAGGAUGGUGAUAACAAGGCAUUGCACCAAGUGGUUUCAAGGCUACAAACAAUAUGCAAUGAACAAGAAAAGACAAUUGCUGGUCUGAGACAGGGGUUCAGUGCUGAAUUAGAUAAGGAAUCUGCUGGAUGCAGCAGUGAGAGAAAGAGUAGGAUGCAGAUAGAGCUUAUUAGACUGACAGGAGUGGAGCAGAAGUUGAGAGGUGAAGUUCAGUCUCGGCGUCUGGAAGUAGAAGCUCUUAGGCAAGAGAAUAUUGCACUCUUAAAUCGUCUUCAAAGUACUGAAAAUGGGUCAAGCUUUUCCUCAGUUCGGCUUGCCCAGGAACUUCAGGCCAGAGUGGACAAUUUGCAGACACAAGGCUUGUCGUUGCUUGAUAAGACUAGCCAACUUUGCACCAAAUUGCUGGACCUCGUGAAAUGCAGGAGGCACGAAAAUGAACAUGACACAGAUAUUGAUGCAUUAGACUACACACUGGAGUUCCAGAGCAUCAAAGGGGGAAUUGAGAACAUGAAAAGAAGCUUGCGGGCAACAAAUGCUGUGCUUGCUGAAAAGCAGAAUUUGAUAGAAAAAUCUGGAGAGGCUGCAGCUGGAGGUACUUCUCCCAGGGCGCAGAAGGAUGAGUUGUAUCUGGUUGAUUCUGAAUUCAAGCUGAAAGAAGAGGCUCUUCUCAAUAGAGUACUAAAGGAGGCACUUUUGACGAAGGAGCUUGACAUUGAGCAGCUGCAGUCAGACGUAGCAUCUUUGCUUCGUAUCCAAGAUGUGAUGAGAAAUGAGGUCCAGAGAGUCCAAGAUGAACUGUCUUGCAUCACCCACAAGGCUAAACAUAUGGAGCUUCAGGGUUCGAAGAAAGAUGAGUCGAUCAACCAAAUCCAGCAGGAUUUCCAGGAAUCCUCCAAGGAGCUAAGUUCCCUCAGAGGACAACUGAAGAUAGUCACCGAUGAACGGGACCUCUCGUGGCAGGAAGCGAAGCAGCUUCGCAGAACCACCACUGCCAUGCAGAACGAGAUCGGCUCACUCAAGAAGAAGAUCGAAUCCCUUGAGGAAGACAUCCUUGUCAAGGAGGGGCAGAUCUCGAUACUGCAGGACAACAUCUACAAGCCGCCGCUCGACUUCAUCUGCAGCCCUACAACGAUGAAGCAAUUCGGCAUGGAGUGAAAAAGUUGCAUAGCAAACGGAAGGUUUUGCAGCAGAGUCCUUCGGUAAUAUAUAUAGCUUUUCUUAUAUACUUGCGUGAACAGAGAGAGAUAGAUGCCUAUGGUGCAUAGGCUGUUCAUAUGCUUCCAUAGUAUCUUGGGUACACCAUAGUCUUUACACCCUUUUUGUAAAGCAAUGCAUAUACAUCACAACCUGUGAUGGUCUUGCUGCGGUCUGAAGUUUCUGCACUAUGAGAUCUUUGUGAUGGUAAUGUGAAUCGUCCCUUUCCUUGGUUUCCAA